Molecule: messenger RNA, 2370 nt
Organism: Lolium rigidum
Lineage: Eukaryota; Viridiplantae; Streptophyta; Magnoliopsida; Poales; Poaceae
Product: probable cyclic nucleotide-gated ion channel 20, chloroplastic
Exons: 12
Coding region: 1-2022 (673 amino acids)
Biological process (GO): transmembrane transport; monoatomic ion transport
Cellular component (GO): membrane
Molecular function (GO): monoatomic ion channel activity
Source: RefSeq, a predicted model, not a curated record
AUGGAGUUGCAGAGAUUUCCUAUCGGAAGGGCACCGCUGUGUAUACCAGUCAGAGAUAAUACAUCUGAAGACCCCUUCAGAUGCAUUACUGCUCCUGUGAUCGUUCAGAGGGAUGCUCCUCCUGUGUCCACUGGGCAGGCUCCCAAGCACCAAAAGCUGAUGAUUUCUGGAUCACUGGGGCAAUGUGAUGAUGCUGAUUGCUUAGAUUGUCCAAAGAACAAAAUGCAUCUCAAAAGAAGGCCAGCUCUCUUUGAUGAUAAGGAUGGUGGAUGGAUGAGGAGAAUUUGGUCGUCCUUUCCAUACAUUCCAGUUAUGAACCCACAUUCUAAGGCUGUUCGUCGAUGGAAUCAGUUUUUUGCUAUAUCAUGCUUAAUUGCCAUUUUCAUCGACCCGCUCUUUUUCUUCCUACUGUCCAUGGAUAAGGAUAACAAGUGCAUAGUAUUCAACUGGCAGUUUGGGGAAGCAUUAAUUGCCGCAAGAACUUUGACAGAUGCAGUUUAUUUUCUUCACAUGCUACUCCAGUUCAGGAUGGCCUACAUAGAUCCGGAGUCAAGAGUAGUUGGGUCUGGAGAUUUAGUUGAUGAGCCUGGCAAAAUUUUUAUCCACUAUCUUCGCAGUGCUUUCAUAGUCGACUUUUUUGUUUUGCUUCCACUCCCUCAGGUGAUUGUAAUGAGAGUUAUCCCUAAGUAUGUUGGGUUAUCCAGUGCAAACUACGUGAAGAAUUUGUUGCGUGCCACAGUUAUUCUUCAGUAUGCCCCACGAAUCUGCAGAUUUGUGCCAUUGCUUGGUGGCCAAUCUGCUAAUGGAUUCAUUUUUGAAUCCGCAUGGGCUAACUUUGUGAUUAAUCUUCUAAUAUUUGUUUUGGCUGGGCAUGUUGUUGGUUCAUGUUGGUACCACUUUGGGCUACAGAACGUUAAUCAGUGUCUACAGAAUGCUUGUGUUGCACUGAAUAUAACAUCCUGUGCCGAGUUCACAGAUUGUGGAUAUGGCAUUAGUGAACAUGUUAGAGAAAAGAGGCACCACUGGUUCAGCCACUCAAUGACACAAGGCUGUUUUGAUACUACAAGUGGUUCUUAUAAGUAUGGGAUCUAUGAGCAAGUUGUGCUGCUAACUGCAGAACCCGCCAUUAACCGUUAUGUGUAUUCAUUAUUUUGGGGGUUUCAGCAAAUAAGUACUUUAGCUGGCAAUUUGGUCCCAAGUUACUUCGUAUGGGAGGUUCUGUUCACCAAGGCUAUUAUUGCACUGGGGUUGUUGCUUUUUGCAUUACUUAUUGGGAACAUGCAGAACUUUCUACAAUCUCUUGGGAAAAGGAGACUGGACAUGCAACUUAGGAGGCAUGAUGUUGAACAAUGGAUGGGACACAGGCAACUCCCAGAAGAUUUGAGAAGGAGGGUUAGACAAGCAGAAAGAUUCAGUUGGGUGGCUACGAGAGGAGUGAAUGAAGAAGAGAUAUUGAGUAAUUUACCAGAAGAUAUUCAAAGGGAUAUACAGCACCAUUUCUUCAGGUUCCUUGACAAGUUUCGCUUAUUCACUGUCAAGGACUGUCCAAUCUGGGAUGCUAUCUGUCACAAGUUAAAGCAUAAGUUGUACAUUACUGGAAGCGACAUUAUUUGCCAGGGCCGUCCAGUUGAAAAGGUGGUCUUUAUAGUUCGGGGAAAAUUAGAAAGCAUCGGUGAAGAUGGUAGCAAGUUUCAAUUACAUAAAGGAGCUGUGUGUGGGGAGGAACUCCUUAUGUGGUACUUGGAGCAGCCGUCAGUGAAUAGAGAUGCUGGGGAGGUGGCGGUCGAUCCCGUUCGUUGGAUGUCGAUACGUACCAUCAGAUGUUUAACAAAUGUAGAAGCUUUCGUACUACAGGGAAGUGAUCUGGAAGAAGUUACAUCAGAGUUUUCAAGGUUCUUGUGUAAUCCGUCUGUGAUUGCUGCAAUUAGGUACGAGUCACCGAGGACCCUCGCGGCAAGCCGCAUUCAAAUCGCAUGGAGGCACCGGCAAAGGAGACGGAGAGCUGAGGCCGUGCAAGGCUAAAGGGAUAGUCUGCUGUACAUUCGUGAGCGCUCUAGGGUAGGGUCUUCUUACAGAUGCCCUCGGUAUGCAACAACCGGCGUAUAGGUUUCUGAUGCUACAUAGGUAGUAGACAUGCACACACCAUUACUAGGACAAGGAGAUUUUGCUGCUAAUGCUCUGCUGUGAGCUCCCCUCCCUUCCGUAUAUAACAAGGAGAUAUGGAUGUUCUGCUGAUGUGCGUAGACUGGGCCCUUUAGAAAGCAGAGAAAUAGCUCUGUAGUACUUACUAGGACAUGGCUCGGUGCCCCUUUCGGAGGAAAAGAAAUGUUACCACCCACUAAACAUGGGAUCUCUCUUUACAUUACAUAU